AUGUCUGAAGUAGAUGAUCUUUUGAAAGAACUCAAUUACGAGUUUAAUAAGCGAGAAUUUACCAUCAAAUGCUACAUCAACAAUUUAACGUCUCCUGUAGACAGAUCGCUGGCGUCUGCAUGGCUAAAGAAACUGGCCAAGAGCAAUUCAUCUCUUAAAGAAAUGAGCCUGCGAAAUGAUUUAGCCCGUCAGCUUGCAAAAAUUGUGCAAGUUGAGAAACGCCUUAUGCCACCUUUCACGAUGUUUCCUCCAGUGGGACCACUACAGCCAUGUUUAUGUCCAUCAACUACUCCAGUAGCAUGCCCUGCUGCGACACCUGCACAGAAAAGGUCGAAACCUUUGCUACAUAAAAUUUCCAGAGAUGGUGGCGCAUUUCUGUGUGGCCAGCCAAUCCCACCCUGUGGAGUCUUUUGCUACGUCGCUGUUGUUGGUGAUGAGGAUAAUGCGGACACAGAUUAA
Messenger RNA from Schistocerca serialis cubense, 459 nucleotides. RefSeq lists its product as uncharacterized. Bases 1 to 459 code for a protein of 152 amino acids. The transcript has 3 exons. The record is from RefSeq and is a predicted model, not a curated record. NCBI's taxonomy places the organism in Eukaryota, Metazoa, Arthropoda, Insecta, Orthoptera, Acrididae.